AUGAGAAUCGGAAAAAUUGAAAAAUUCUUUGUUAUGGAAGACAUGUAUUGCAAAGAAGAUGCUUCAUUAAGAAGUGGGUUUAUUUCUCAAUUUCAACCUGAAUUUAAUUUCAAAAAUUUUCAGCUUUGUCAAGAGAUAUGCUUAAAAUCAACGCAAUGGCAUGGAAAUAUGUGUUUGCAAAGGUCACACAAGAAGACGAAGUGUGGCUCAGCAAAACAGCUGAUCGCAUCGAAAAAGUUGAUAAAUUGAUCGAAAUUGAUAUGAUGAACAAAGCCGAUAAAUCGGCUCCUCAAUGGUCUCAUGUCAAAAUGACAUAA
Caenorhabditis angaria is the source of this 317-nucleotide messenger RNA. Lineage: Eukaryota; Metazoa; Nematoda; Chromadorea; Rhabditida; Rhabditidae. The record is from the annotation of a GenBank genome assembly.